UGAAGCGAAGUAUACAAGCUACAAUGGAGCUGCUCAGUCCUCUAAACUGCUCUCUAUUAAAUGAUUUUGGUCACGAACGGUUAAAAACCUACCGAGUGACAACCUUUGGGGUUAUCAGUGCGAUUAUUAUAGUCUUCAAAAUAGUCAAGAUGAUUUGCUAUCAAGAGCAUCCCCUAAAGAACCCUCUAAAAGAGCCACUGAUAAGUAGACUAGCGAACAGAAGGGUGAUGCUGAGAGCGACACUCUUGGUAAUUCUAUCGCUGUCAUUGCCCUGGGUAAUACUAUUCUUCUGUGUCGCAAUAUUCUACAAGGGGAUAUGCUCUUUAGUGAUACGACUUAAGGAUCAUCAUUUCGUGAGCUUCCUGGACAGCUUCGACGUAUUCUGGAGUCUAGAAGACGAUGCGAGUAAAAGUGUGAUCAAUAUUCUCGGCAUCAUAGAAGCAGAUUCUGCUGAAAUAUUGAUAGAACACGUAAAAGAUAAGCUACAAGGCAUCGUAACAAACGCAGAGAUAGAAAAGAUAUUCUACAGAAGAAAUGAAGACUACGGUUUCUACUACUGGCGACGAUCCCCAUACGUAGACUUAGAUCAGUACGUUAGAUUGGUUAGCGUAUGUAAUCAUAAGGAGCUAAGCGUAGAAGAUCUAGAAGAAGUAAUGUCAGAAUUAUCAUAUGAAUCUUUACCCUUUAACGAUGAAGGUCUAUUUCAAAUACUAGUGACUAGUAAUAGGAUUAAUAAUAGCGACAAUAACGAGAAAGGAGACUACGGCAUUAUAUUUAGGAUACACCAUUCCGUUGGUGAUGGAGUUGCUUUAGUGCAGUUUUUAUGCCAGGUUCUGGCUGAUGAGAAAAAAAACGAACCGACACUGCUUUGUAUGCCCGAAACAUACAAGUUGCGCAGUGUCAUGUCCGUCACUGAUAUGCUAGAGAUGCUAUUGAAGCUGUGUGAAAUACCGAUUUGCUUUAUCGAUGGAAUACUGAGAGAUCCAGAUAUAAGCAGUUUGCAUGGCCAGAAACUCCUAGGGAAGAAGGUUUACAAGUGGAUAGAAACGCAAGAGAAUCUUUUUGACAUGAUCAAAGAGAUAAAGGUUGCGGGUAAAAGUUUCAACUUUUCGGACAUUUUGGUAACUGCACUCUCGCAUGGACUUAAACGGUUUUUCUUGAAGGAAGAAAUGGAUUCAAUUAUACCUAUUCCAGACAAUGUAGCCGUAAUAUUACCGAUACGUUUUAAAAAGAUAGAUUAUAACGAUAGUGUUAGGUUUGAAAACGAUUUUACCGUAAGUAUAUUAGAUCUACCCAUUAGAGGAGACGAGUUUGAUGUAAGAGAUCGUUUCAAGGGGUUGAGAAAUAGUGCGGAUCCGUUGACGAACUACUAUUUCCUGAAGGUAUGUGGAGUGCUGCCGAGGGAUGUACUCCAGCCCAUGUUCACCAGCAGCCAGGCCACGAUGGUGUUCAGCAAUAUGCCUGGUCCUCACGGAAUUAGCAUUGCUGGUGGUGAUUUGAAGUCGCUGGUAUUUUUUAUACCGAAUAAUGGAACUACAGGUUUAGGAGUAACAGCGCUCUGCUACGGAGGAGUUUUACGGUUGGCUGCCAUGGCCGACAGCGCGGUGGUCCCCAGCUCUGACAAACUCGGUUUGAUUCUGGAUGGAAUGGUGGAGGAGAUAGGAAGACUACAUAGCAAGUACGUCGAGUGAUUGAUGAAGAUGGCUCAAGCACAACUUAUUGGCGUCUCAGUAAAAGUUAUGGAGACCGUCAGCCGAGGAGAGCCAGAAGAAUUGAGCAGCAGCUAGCAAAGCACAAUUGAAACCUGCUGUUAUGUAUUCUUCUUAUGUAAGAUAAUAAAUAUUGCAAUUUUAUUGUUUUGUAAGUUAGUUAAAUUAAAAUUAAAAUGUU
Messenger RNA from Aricia agestis (brown argus), 1890 nucleotides. RefSeq lists its product as uncharacterized. Gene Ontology annotation, molecular function: long-chain-alcohol O-fatty-acyltransferase activity; diacylglycerol O-acyltransferase activity. The record is from RefSeq and is a predicted model, not a curated record. Gene Ontology annotation, cellular component: plasma membrane. The coding region runs from base 24 to 1691 and encodes 555 amino acids. The transcript is spliced from 6 exons. Lineage: Eukaryota; Metazoa; Arthropoda; Insecta; Lepidoptera; Lycaenidae. Gene Ontology annotation, biological process: triglyceride biosynthetic process.